Molecule: messenger RNA, 3213 nt
Organism: Salvelinus fontinalis (brook trout)
Lineage: Eukaryota; Metazoa; Chordata; Actinopteri; Salmoniformes; Salmonidae
Product: cellular communication network factor 6-like
Exons: 5
Coding region: 1627-2580 (317 amino acids)
Biological process (GO): signal transduction; cell adhesion
Cellular component (GO): extracellular region; extracellular matrix
Molecular function (GO): heparin binding; integrin binding
Source: RefSeq, a predicted model, not a curated record
AAAAUGAUGCGUGCGAAUCGAUGUUGCCGGAAGCCGUGCGUUGUUGUGAUUCUGAACGGUCAGUUGCUAGCAACAAUGACAAGAAGCUGCCAUGUGGGGAAUCAGAAGAGGAGAGAUGAGCGGUCCGUGACAUCACUUCCAGGUGACAGCCUACAGUGGAUUCAGAAAGUGACUUUUCCACAUUUUGUUACGUUACAGCCUUAUUCUAAAAUAGAUUAAAUUGUUUCCCCUCAUCAAUCUACACACAAUACCUCAUAAUCACAGAGCAAAAACCGUUUUUUAGAAAUGUUUGCAAAUGUAUACAUUUUUUAAAACUGAAAUAUCACAUUUACAUAAGUAUUCAGACCCUUUACUCAGUACUUUGUUGAAGCAACUUUGGCAGCUAUUACAGCCUCAAGUCUUCUUGGGUAUGAUACUACAAGCUUGGCACACCUAUAUUUGGGGAGUUUCUCCCAUUCUUCUCUGCAGAUCCUCUCAAGCUCUGUCAGGUUGGAUGGGGAGUGUCGCUGCAUAGCUAUUUUCUGGUCUCUCCAGAGAUGUUAGAUCGGGUUCAAGUCCGGGCUCUGGCUGGGCCACCCAAAGACAUUCAGAGACUUGUUCCGAGCCACUCCUGUGUUAUCUUGGCUGUGUGCUUAGGGUCGUACUGUUGGAAGGUGAACCUUCGCCCCAGUCUGAGGGCCUGAGCACUCUGGAGCAGGUUUUCAUCAAGGAUCUCUCUGUACUUUCCUCCGUUCAUUUAUGCCUCGAUCCUGACUAGUCUCCCAGGCCCUGCUGCUGAAAAACAUCCCCACAGCAUGAUACUGCCACCGCCAUGCUUCACCGUAGGGAUGGUGCCAGGUUUCCUCCAGACGUGACACUUGGCAUUUAGGCCAAAGAGUUCAAUCUUGUUUCUCAUGCAAUUAUGCAUCUAUUAAGAUACCUAAAUAUGAGCAUAGCAUGACAUGAAUGCACUAUAGAUUCAAUCAAAUCAAAUUUUAUUUGUCACAUACACAUGGUUAGCAGAUGUUAAUGCGAGUGUAGCGAAAUGCUUGUGCUUCUAGUUUCGACUAUGCAAUAAAAUCUAACAAGUAAUCUAACAAAUUCACAACAACUACCUUAUACACACAAUGUAUACUAAUAUGCAAUGGAUAUAGUUAAUAAUGAAUUAACAUUUAACAAUGUGUAGGACCUGUUAAAGCAAGUUAAUGAAAUGCUUAUAGACGUGUAAUGAAUGCAUUAUGGCUAUGUAAUCAAAGUAAAUCGUUAGCCUGUUAAUUCCACCUCCCAAGCAGGGGUCUUUUACCACUGCACCACAUGGGGAUCCUGAGUGGUGCAGCGGUCUAAGGCCCUGCAUCUCAGUGCUUGAGGUGUCACUACAGACACCCUGGUUCAAUUCCAGGCUGUAUCACAACCGACCGUGAUUGGGAGUCCCAUAGGGCGGGGCACAAUUGGCCCAGCGUCGUCCGGGUUUGGCCGGUGUAGGCCGUCAUUGUAAAUAAGACUUUGUUCUUAAUUGACUUGCCUAGUUAAAUAAAGGUUACAUUUAAAAACCCUACAAGAACCCUGUCCUUCCUUUCUCCCCUCCAGUCUCUAUGCAGGGCUCAGAACCAUGGUGGGCAGCUGUCUGGUCUGCGAGGAGGCAAGGCCAUGUUGGAGAGGAAACAGUUGUGCCAGUGGCCGUGUAAGUGCAAGGCCAAGCCCCAGUGUGCCCCGGGAGUCAGCUCAGUGCUGGACGGCUGUGGCUGCUGUAAGAGCUGCGCCCGGCAGAUAGGAGAGGCCUGCAACGAGAGGGACAUCUGCGACCCCCACAAGGGCAUGUACUGCGACUUCUCUAAUGACCAGCCUCGAUAUGAGGUCGGGGUCUGCGCUUACUUGAUGGCAGUUGGUUGUGACCUGAAUGGGGCCCACUAUGAGAACGGCGAGGCCUUCCAGCCCAGCCCGCUGUAUAAAUGCACGUGCAUCGCGGGAGCCAUCGGCUGCACCCCAGCCUUCAUCCAGAAGCCCGCUGCUCUCCUGGGUCCUGCCCCUCUGAGGAGCAACGCACCCCUGCCAGCUGGUCUCCAGAGCGCCCCUGGUCUCUCCAGAAAACACCAGCAGGACACAACAAACAUGGCCGCCAUGCCAGCUUACAGGGAUCCUCCUUUAGCCUGGAAGAAGAAUUGCCUGAUCCAGACCACUCCGUGGAGCCCCUGCUCCAAGACCUGCGGCCUGGGUAUCUCAGUCCGGGUCAACAAUGACAACGGCAAGUGUGAGAUGAGGAAGGACCGCCGCCUCUGCCUGCUGCGGCCGUGUGAGAAGAGCAUCAUGAAGUCCGUCCAGAUGCUGAGAGGAAAGACAUGUAAGCCCAAGUUCCAGGCUAAGAAAGCAGAGAAGCUGACCCUGUCUGGGUGCACUAGCACCAAGAGUUUCAAACCCACUUACUGUGGCAUCUGCACUGACAAGCGCUGUUGCGUCCCCAACAAAUCCAAAAUGGUGACCGUCAACUUCAAGUGCAAGGGCGGCUCCAACGUGCGCUGGAAAAUGCAGUGGAUAACGUCCUGCGUUUGCCAGAGGAAGUGUAAUGACCCUGGGGACAUGUUCGCAGAGCUACGCUUCCUCUAGCACCUUCUCCAGCAUUUAUAAUCAACCUCAGAGCCAUGUCCAUGCCCACAGACUAACACAGGCCUGGCCUAAUCUGCCUCUGGCUCCGUACUGCCCGAGUCAUGGUAUUUGUGUGUACAGGGCUGAGCUGGUCAGAGUUCGGCCUGGCCAUGAAGUGCUACUAAACAGUGCCUGUGUUUUCUGGCGAUGUGCCAAUGGGCUGGUAUGGAAAGUUUAAAACGUGGAACCUCAACUCAUGAAAACUGGAGAGAAACAACUUGUUCUGGGUAUAUUGCUUGACAAUUAACAUGAAAGGAAAUGUAAUGUAAGUGAUCACAAUGUGGGGUUAGACCUCAAUUCUAUGGUUUUUACAGUACCUCAUUAUACAAAAAGGCUGUGAGUGAGGCCAUUAGUGGCAACAGGGAUAGAUAGAUAGAGCAAACAUGUUCUGGGUCAAUCUUAAUGAAUCUUUGUAGCGAUCCACUGAUUAUACCCCUUAUCAACAUAAAACACUGUUGUACCAGCUGAAUCACAAUACAUCUUCCUACAAGUUAAUUCUCAACCAAGUUUGCACCACAAUACCUCAUACAAUCUCAUGUCCACUCUGAUUCACUAGAAAUUUAGAUUCAGAAUCAAUAAAAUUAAUUGUUAUUA